AUGUCACGGAAUCUUUUACCAUUCUUGUACCAGACAAGGACACUGCAACUGGCUUGCAGACGUCCCGCUUCAAUUUUUUUUACACAAAAAGCUGGUGUGGCGACUCAUGUGAGUCGCCCCAGAAAGAUUGAUAAUUCAAUUCCUUUCGAGUUUGACGACGAGGACACGGAAGAUAUCCAAGGUCUCGACCCAGAUGCCGACGCCCAUAUUGAACCGGAAGGGACUUUGACUCCUGGUGAAACUGAAAUCUUCAAGCGCAUUUUUGACGAUAUUUCUAAUGCCCGUCUACGUCAAAAUAAGAAGUCUGCUCGUACUCAAAAGGCUCAACCUACUGAAAAAUCAACUCCAUCAGACUUGGAAAAGCAGCGCAUGGGUGAUACCCUUGUCGAGAAAGCUCGAGGUGCAAAUGCUAGCGAUGACUUCCUGAAACGCUAUCCAUUUUCGCUGCGGAAAGCUGCACAGAAUGCCCUUGGCAAGUUUGAGUCUGCGCCAAAACGUCCCAAGCUGUAUAACCUGGCUGAGUUGGACAAGGCAGAGAAGGCGCAGAUGCGUAAAUGGACAAAUUACGAAGAUCUGAGAGAAAAGGAAAGGGCAAGAGUUAUGAAUCUGAUGAAGAAGUGCAACAGCGAUGUUGAGUUGUGGGAUGUUAUGGAGAAGGAAGUUUUCUCAUUACCUAAGGAGCUGGGUAUUGUUGAAGAACCAAAGACUGUCAAGAGGGGACGGAAGCCCAAGAAUGAGCCCGCGAAAGAGGAGAAGAAGGUCACGACUAAGGAUGAGAAGCCUAUCAUGGAUGUUCAUGGCUACCUUUACUCUGACUUCCUGACUUAUGGCCUGAAUCAACUGGACACCGCAUUCCCGAAACCUUCUCUGCUCGCCUUCAAUAUUCUCCCCCGAAUUAAGGAACUCGGCCUCUCCUCCUACGUCCUCGGUGUAUCUUCGCCCCUUUUCAUCAAGCUUGCUCAGAUUUACUGGGAGCGUUACGGCGAUGCUGAAUCUGCCUGUGACGCUCUUGACGAGAUGAAGCCAUUGGGCAUCUUCCCCACAGAGAUCGAAAAGAUAAAGGAGGUUGAGAAAGUGGUUAAACAGAUUGAAGAGCACCUUCACAGCUGCACCUGGGGAGCCCAAGGACCUUUUGUUAUGGCUAUGAUGCAAGGAGGUCCCUAUGAUGCUACCCUCACGGCUCGCCUUGGACGCUUGAAGGGCAUUAUCGCGAGGAAAUACUUCUACAACGAAAGAGAUGCUAUGAAUUCGGCGCAGGAUGUGGAGGUGAAGCUCCAGCAUCUCGAGGCUGCACGAUAA
Fusarium venenatum is the source of this 1299-nucleotide messenger RNA. RefSeq lists its product as uncharacterized. NCBI's taxonomy places the organism in Eukaryota, Fungi, Ascomycota, Sordariomycetes, Hypocreales, Nectriaceae. The record is from RefSeq and is a predicted model, not a curated record. Gene Ontology annotation, cellular component: mitochondrion.